This is a messenger RNA of Prunus armeniaca (apricot), 294 nucleotides long. The record is from the annotation of a GenBank genome assembly. Lineage: Eukaryota; Viridiplantae; Streptophyta; Magnoliopsida; Rosales; Rosaceae.
AUGGAGAUGAGGCUUGUUGCCUGCGAGCGUAUGUCAGGGACACAAUGCUCGAAAAAGACUCCAUUGAGUUCGUGCUUCGUGGAGCAGCUUGUCUGCAAUGGAGAUGAGGCUUGUUGCCUGCGAGCGUAUGUCAGGGACACAAUGCUCGAAAAGACUCCAUUGAGUUCGUGCUUCGUGGAGCAGCUUGUCUGCAAUGAAGAUGAGGCUUGUCGCCUGCGAGCGUAUGUCAGGGACACAAUGCUCAAAAAAGACUCCAUUGAGUUCGUGCUUCGUGGAGCAGCUUGUCUGCAAUGA